Nestor notabilis (Kea) is the source of this 1111-nucleotide messenger RNA. RefSeq names its product KIAA0020 ortholog (gene PUM3). Gene Ontology annotation, molecular function: mRNA binding. Gene Ontology annotation, biological process: regulation of translation. The record is from RefSeq and is a predicted model, not a curated record. The transcript is spliced from 10 exons. NCBI's taxonomy places the organism in Eukaryota, Metazoa, Chordata, Aves, Psittaciformes, Psittacidae. The annotation marks the transcript as partial. Gene Ontology annotation, cellular component: nucleolus.
GAUGGAAACCAAGGGUAAAAAGAAGUUCGUGGGGAAAAGGGGAAAAGCACCUUACGGAAAAGUGCCACAUGGACAGAGGAAAUUUAAAAAAGAUAAUGAUUCAGGUCCACCAAAGAAACUCCUCAAAAAAAGAGAUGAGGAGGGAAAGCCUAAAUCCAUUUCCAAGAAAUUUGUGAAAGGACAGUUAAGAGCUGGGAUAGCUACUGUCAAACAGUUCAAGAAUAAACAGCAAUCAGAAACGUUUGCAAAGAAGAGGAAACUCCAGGAUGGAGAAGAGGGAGGGUCGGAUCCUAAGAAGCCGAAGUGGAGUGACUUCAAAAAGAAAAGGAAGGAAUUAAAGCAAACCAGACAACUUAAUGAUAAAAAUAAUUAUGACUUAAUUGUGAAAUCAAAGCAGAUAUGGGAAAGUGUGAGAAGGAAGAAAUGUGAUAAGGAGAAGCGAGAGAAGCUCAUGAAUGACCUACAGAAGCUUCUUCAUGGAAAAAUUAAAAGUCUGGCAUUUGCACAUGAUUCGACUCGAGUGAUCCAGUGCUUUAUUCAAUAUGGUAAUGAGAAGCAAAGGCAAGAGACAUUUGAAGAAUUGAAAGAUAGCUUAGUAGAGUUGAGCAAGUCAAAAUAUUCCAGAAAUAUUGUGAAGAAGUUCCUUAUGUAUGGGACAAAACCACAAGUUGCAGAAAUAAUAAAAAGUUUCAAAGGCCAUGUGAAAAAAAUGCUCCGUCAUGCUGAAGCAUCUGCUGUAGUGGAAUAUGCAUAUAAUGACAAAGCCAUUCUGGAGCAGAGGAAUAUGCUGACAGAAGAACUAUAUGGGAACACUUUCCAGGUUUACAAGACACCAGUUGUCCCGACACUGGGUAAAGUAUUAGAAGCUCAGCCUGAAAAGAGAGAGGCCAUCUUGGAUGAAAUGAAACAGAUUCUUACACCAAUGGCACAAAAAGAGGCUGUGAUAAAACACUCACUGGUACAUAAAGUAUUUUUGGACUUCUUCACCUACACUCUUCCGAAACAAAGAUCUGAAAUGAUAGAAGCUAUCAGAGAGGCUGUCAUCUAUCUGGCACACACUCAUGAUGGAGCCCGAGUAGCGAUGCACUGCUUAUGGCAUGGUACUCCCAAG